AUGUCGAGCAUCCCAGUAAAGGAGAACGGCGGAGUGCCAUUUCCCUAUCCGAUGCUAAGUCCUCACAAUUAUAUUGUGUGGGCAAUAAAGACAGAGGCGAUCCUUGAUGCCCAGGGAGUCUGGGAGGCGGUGGAGCCAGCGGAAGGAGCCCAGGUGGAUGCAAAGAAUGACAAAAAGGCACGUGCAUACAUCCUGCAGUGUGUCCCCGAAGACAUCCUUCUCCAGAUCGCAACAAAGAAGACGGCGAAGGAAGUCUGGGACAGCCUCAAGACGAGGUAUCUUGGUAGUGAUCGGGUGAAGAAGGCACGUGUACAAAUAUUGAAGAGCGAGUUUGACGCUCUCCGGAUGAAAGAAACCGAAACGAUUGAUGAGUUUGCUGGCAAACUCAGUGCCCUAAGCAGCAAGUUCUCCACCCUUGGUGCCACGCUUGAAGAUUCCUCGUUGGUAAAAAAAUUGCUCGAUUCUGUCCCUGAUAAAUUCUUUUCUAUUGUUGCUAGUAUUGAGCAAUUCUACGACCUUGAGUCUAUACCAUUUGAGGAGGCUAUAGGACGACUGAAGGCGUACGAAGAACGAAUGCUACGACUACGCAGCAACACCAACGACACUGAAGGUGAGCUCCUAUUAACUCAUUCCGAAUGGCAAAUGCGACAGAAGGGGAGCAACGUGGACACUUCGUCAGGAGGAAAGGGGCGUGGGUCCAGCAACCCUAGUCGUGGCAAAUGGCGUGGACGUGGGCGAGGGCGCGGUCGUGGCCGUGGUACGCAACGCCAAGACAGUGCAGGAGGGACUAGCGGCAACAACAGUGGCACUCGAGACAAGAGACAUAUAAAAUGUUUCAAUUGCGAGAAAAUGGGCUAUUAUGCGUCUGAAUGCUACAACAAGCGGCGUGAUGAUGAGGCUCACCUCACUUGUGCCACCGAUGAAGAGCCGGCACUGAUGAUGACCGUGUCCCACGAGGAGUCUGACGCUAGGCGUGAGCGGCAGGAUACCAUUCUACUCAGUGAAGAGAGGUUGCUACCGGAGAUGUACCGCGGCGUUAAGAAAGAAGAUAAGAACGUCUGGUACCUUGACAAUGGUGCCAGCAACCACAUGACUGGCCAUCGUGAGAAAUUUCAAAAGCUGGAUGAAACCAUCACCGGGAGGGUGAGGUUUGAAACUGGGAACGAGGUGCAUAUGGAAGGAGAUGCCAUGAAGAUAAUUGAUAGAAGCGGGAAGCUCUUGAUGCUGGUAAAGCGAACGCAAAAUCGCUUGUACAAGAUAACCUUGAAGACAUUCAAGCAAAUCUGUCUCCUAGCAAGCCUAGAAGAUCCGACCUGGUUAUGGCAUGCAAGGCUUGGACAUGUCAAUUUCCAUGACUUGAAGCUAUUGGGGGAGAAGAAGUUGGCGGUUGAUGUGCCACUAUUGCCUCAGCCGAACAAGCUUUGA
Messenger RNA from Zingiber officinale, 1425 nucleotides. RefSeq lists its product as uncharacterized. The coding region runs from base 1 to 1425 and encodes 474 amino acids. Lineage: Eukaryota; Viridiplantae; Streptophyta; Magnoliopsida; Zingiberales; Zingiberaceae. The record is from RefSeq and is a predicted model, not a curated record. The transcript is spliced from 2 exons. Gene Ontology annotation, molecular function: zinc ion binding; nucleic acid binding.